AUGUAUGCCCCGAAUUCAGCUGCAAUCAACUCACAGCCUCCACCAGACGACGUGGCUUGUUUCCAGGGCAACAAAGUGAACGCCAACGAUUGCUGUCUACUUCCGCGCUUCGUCGACCGAGAGAUCAAUACCAAAUGUGACGUGGAGUUCAAACCAUUGAGUCCCCGUCUACCACCAGGCAUACAAGCCUAUGAAGGAUCUUGCGUAAUCGAGUGUCUAUUCUCGACUACCGGUAUGUUCGUGGAUGGGAAGCUGAUUCCGGACCAGGUGAAACAAGUGCUGGCUAAAAACAUCGGGGUUGAUAAGAAUUUUGGACCGUUGCUCAAUGGUACCGUGGAGGAGUGCCACAGUUACGUGAUGAGUAAUCCGGCUUACAGUGUGAAGCCUGUUCCGGUUACUCCGGGCAGAGCAGGAUGCAGUUUCAUUCCGCAAGCGUACAUGAAUUGCGUGAAACAGAAACUGUUUGAGCAAUGUCCAAAGGGAAUCUGGACGGCAGCGGAUGGAUGUGAGCAGCUCAAACAGAAAAUGACUAUGGGUUGCUCUUAUUAUUCAAUCAUGAUCGGAAUUAAAGGACUAAAGGGGUGAAAAGGUGAGACAUAUCU
This is a messenger RNA of Ochlerotatus camptorhynchus, 602 nucleotides long. Its product is annotated as general odorant-binding protein 67-like. NCBI's taxonomy places the organism in Eukaryota, Metazoa, Arthropoda, Insecta, Diptera, Culicidae. Bases 1 to 585 code for a protein of 194 amino acids. The transcript is spliced from 4 exons. The record is from RefSeq and is a predicted model, not a curated record.